Molecule: messenger RNA, 1158 nt
Organism: Fonsecaea multimorphosa CBS 102226
Lineage: Eukaryota; Fungi; Ascomycota; Eurotiomycetes; Chaetothyriales; Herpotrichiellaceae
Exons: 1
Coding region: 1-1158 (385 amino acids)
Source: RefSeq, a predicted model, not a curated record
AUGGUGAAGGUUUACCUCGGGUCGACCUAUGACGGGCCUCUGAUUCAGCGCCUGCCAGAUGACGUUCAACUUACAGACCUGCCCGCCGUUCGUUCUUGGGCCGAAGCGUUGAGAGAUAAAGGUAUGGAGGAUGGACCGAUGACACCUCCAUGCCAGCCUCUCUCUGGUGCCAUACGACCGAGUCAAGAGGAGGGUUUUCUGGACCGGCUGUCCGAAAUGGUGGCGGACAUUCUUGCCUUGUCAUUAUUGCUUGCUGAAGGUACGAUCGGUCCCAAGAAGAUUGAUUGGCUUGUACUCUACAACCAAAACCGUUUCCGGUGGCCGGUCCAUCUUCCAAGCAAUGGUUUGCCGUCAGCCAUCAGGCCGCUUCUUCGAGACACCAAUCGAUGUAAAGCAGGUGACUUACUCCAGGAACUUUUCAAGCAUGUGUUCAAAUUAGUGGGACAUGAAGCGUCGGAGCACGUUGAUAAUGGUCGAUGGGUCGCAUCGUCGUUCCGGGGUCAAGUUAUUCUACCACGGUUUCUACUUGCUGAACCCAUCGAGAUUCCUACCAGCGGUUUUGCCUGCCUUUCUCUUUUUGCCGGAACUAUAUUGCUCGAAAAAGAGAAAGAUCGGAGAUUCCACUGGAUUCUUUCCGAAUAUCCAGGUCGUACCCAAUGGAGCUACGUUAGCGAAGAGGUGUCACCCAAGAGGCCUUUAUCUGCACGAACUAAUCCUUUCCCCGACGACAAGAUUGAGUGGCAGCUGACGAAAAAAGUGGACCAUUUGAUCUUCACUAUGAGAUGGGCGCGUGAAAAGACCAGUGGAUCGCCGCUGUCUUCGCUUUUUGGACUCGGGGUCUCAGUAAUGAUGGAGAAUUGCAGUCAUUCUGAAGGCACAGAUCUGGAACAACAGCGAGGUAUUUCCCUCAUAGGGCCAAAGUCAUGCCCGACAGUCAUGGUGGGCGGAGUCGACGAAGUCAGCGAGACCACGGUCUAUCUUUUACACGGCAACGAGGCGUUGAGAAUAUUUGCACUAGCUGCGAUUGGAACUUUUGAGGACAUGAGUUUCGAUGCUGAGGAAUCUGGGUCUCCCGAUGCACUCAUCAACAAGGGGGCUUGCAUAAAUUGUGCGGUGCGCGUCUGUGAGCUCCAGGGGAUCAGAUGUCUCAUUUUGUGA